CUCAUCCCGGAAAAGACGACAGACAGUAUGGCUGCCAGCGGUUCAGAGGAAGGAGGUUGGAAACAAACAAUUUUACUUCGUCUCCGAGACAGAAACAGGGUACAGACGCACUUCUUCGCGGAUGUCAUACACGCCCACAAUAAGUUGUUUGAGAAUGCAGACACCCUGAAGUCUCAAAAUGUCCAGCUGCAGCUGCAAACAGAAAGACUGAAACAAGACAAACUAGACCUGGAGGUCAAAGUCUUAGAUGCAAGUGCAAAUGCAGGAACUGGUAGUAAAGGAGAGAAAACCCAGGCCCUGGAACAGAAGCUUUUUAAACUACAGGAAGAACUCACUGAACUGCACAGAAGAAAAGGAGAGAAUGCGCAACAGAUCAUCGACCUGAACAGUGCUCUACAGGAGAAAGAGAAGGUCCUGGCUGAGAAGGAGAACAAGCUGUUAGACACUGAAACUCACCUGGAGGCUCUGAAAGCCGAGUGUCGAAACCUGGAGCAGGCUAUUCUGGAGAAGGAUGCACUGCACCAGGCAUUACGAGAUGAGCACCAGGCCUUACAGAUGACCUUCAGUGCCCUUGAGGACAAGUUGCGGAAGACGCAGGCAGAGAACCAGGAACUGGUCGAGAGAUGGCUGCAGCAGAAGUCUAGAGACGCCGACAAAAUGAACUUUGAAAACGACCAAAUGGCCAGAAAAAGACAAGCCAAACUCCAGAGAGAAUUAGCAGAGGCUGCCAAGGAACCCAGCCCUCCAGUAACUGACAAGUCUCCAGAGAAUGGUCAACCAGACCAAACAGCACCCUCUGGUUCACCAAUAACUAGAAUGUUUAACUCCUCCACAUCGGAGGUCCCUGCUAACCCUGGACAUGUUGGCUUUAUUGAAUCCAUUGCAGGAUUACUGGCUGGUAAAAAAAGGUCGUCUUCACAUGAUGACGGAUUCGAACCCCAGACCUCUGCUGCAGGUGCCCCGCCCCGGCACUACGUCACAGUCACACUUCCUUCAACAGCCAUUAGCAAGUCGGACGGCCAUGAUGGAGAGGUGAAUGCCAUCCGGUUCAGCCCUUCAGGGAGAAUAGUGGCCACAGGAGGGACGGACAGAAAACUCAAACUGUGGGAAAUCAUGAACCGUAAACUUGACUCCAAGGCUGUCUUAACAGGAAGCAAUGCUGGCAUCAUGUCAGUGGAGUUUGACCCACAGGAAAACUACAUACUGGGAGCUUCUAAUGACUUUGCAAGUAGAGUUUGGAGUGUAGCUGACUACAGAUUAAGACACACCCUGACAGGGCACAGUGGGAGAGUCCUAGCAGCCAAGUUCCUGGGAGACUCCAGUAGAGUGGUGUCAGGCAGCCACGACAGGACACUCAAGAUCUGGGACCUCAGGAGCAGGGCAUGUAUCCGAACCAUUUUUGCAGGUUCCAGCUGUAAUGACCUUGUGACCUCUGACCUCUCAGGCACCAACAUCAUCAGCGGCCAUUUUGACAAGAGGAUAAGAUUUUGGGACACCAGGGCAGAGUCCAGUGCCAAUGAAAUUACACUACAGGGGAAAAUCACAUCCCUGGAUCUUUCACUAGAUAAUAAAUACCUGCUGAGCUGCUCUAGAGACGACUCUCUGAAGCUGAUUGACUUGAGAAUGAGUCAGGUGACAGGGACGUUCUGUGCUGAUGGGUUCAAAGUGGGCUGUGACUGGACAAGAGCGAUAUUCAGUCCUGAUGCCCAGUAUGUUGUAGCAGGGUCGUCAGACGGUAGUAUUUACAUCUGGAACAUCACAACCUUCAGAUUAGAGAAGACGCUAAAGGAACACAAUUCUUCGGUGAUCGCGUGUUCGUGGCACCCCAGUGGCAUGAUGAUGGUCAGCUGCGACAAGAACAAAAAAGUCACGCUGUGGUCUGACAUGUGAGUCCGCAGUCACACCAGGGACAAAACAUCAGCAUCACAAGAAAGUCUAAAAUGGCUAAAUAACAAUCAGAUCAUGGUACUGUAAGUUAUGGCUCCCACCACGAGGUGUGGCCAAAAAAUUACAGGAUUAAUGUAAUAGUUAGGUGUUACCCCUUUGAAGCACAUGUUCCUACAUGCACCAUUCCUACAUGGCAAAACACUCUUUUUGAUAUCGUUAUGCUGUAAUUGGCAACUGUUAAGUCAAAAACAGUGCCUGUUG
Molecule: messenger RNA, 2148 nt
Organism: Branchiostoma belcheri (Belcher's lancelet)
Lineage: Eukaryota; Metazoa; Chordata; Leptocardii; Amphioxiformes; Branchiostomatidae
Product: autophagy-related protein 16-1-like
Exons: 19
Coding region: 28-1890 (620 amino acids)
Biological process (GO): autophagosome assembly
Cellular component (GO): autophagosome membrane
Molecular function (GO): protein binding
Source: RefSeq, a predicted model, not a curated record